Molecule: messenger RNA, 1830 nt
Organism: Vitrella brassicaformis
Lineage: Eukaryota; Vitrellaceae
Source: the annotation of a GenBank genome assembly
AGACAGCUCUCCUCGCGAGAGGAGACGAGAGGAGCCCUCGAGUUGUCUCUUUCCGCCGCCCUAUCAUCUGUCUGCCCUCAUCAUCUCAUCAGUUCACCCGUUUCUCCGAGUCUGCAUCUCCCCUUCGUUGCUUCCCUUGCUCUCUUGCCUCAGUCCCGACAGCACAACAGUCAAGACAACAGCCGUCAUGAUGAAGCUGGCCCUGCUGACCCUUGCACUCGCCAUCGCCAUCUGGCCUGCGUCAUCGGUAAGCAUUGGCGGCUGGACGCAUCUCUGUCGUGCAGCACGACAAUUGAAGUGUGUGUGUCGUGUCACAUCAGGCGCCGUCUGGCCUACGAGGUGGUCGCGAGGGUGACGAAGAGCACCGGAAGCUGCUAAAGGUCAAGGUUCCGAACCCGGCCAAGAAGGUUGUGGACACCGUCAAGAAGACCGCCGACGCUGUUCGGCGUGGCGACGUUGUUGGGGCCGCCCAAGGAGCCAGCCGGGUGGCGAGAGAUGUACAAGGAGAGGGCCUGAGGGAUGCAGCCGGUCAGGCCGCCUCGAGGGUUCGCAACGAAAUUGCUGAUGCUACCGGCGUUGACGGGGUCGUUCGCACAACCAGAGGCGAAAAGAAGCGCGAGAUAAACGAGGAAUACGAGCCGCGGUGUGAUGAGUCAUUUUACUCCACCGGGUGUGGUGACGUGUUAUGGGGUGAGUUAGCAUAUUAGGAUGGUCUUGAUGCAUUGUUGUAUAUCUGUAUGUCUCUCUCUCUCUCUCUCUCUGUGUGUGUCCGUGUGUGUGUACGUGUGUGUCUCCGUGUGUGUGUGCGUGUCUGUCUGUCUGUCUGUGUAGGUAAAAUGAUUGAUGAGAAAAAGUACGCCGAAGGAAUCACGGCGAUCGUGGCGGACAUCUUGGGAGGCGCUGGGACCUUCACGCUGCAAUACUUGGUCGACAUGGUCACGGAGCAAGUCGAGGCCAUCUAUGGAGACAUGCAAAGCUCCUUGACCGAGUUCAUGAACGAGGUCUGCCUGGAGUGCAUACUGAGAGAAGUCAUCAAGAAUCGAGUAUGUGCGCACACGCGCUCGAGGUUGAAGCCAUUUGCUGUAAAUGGCUGUUUGUCCGAUGUCUAUGGCUUCUGUGUGGCCUGUCAGGGAGAUAUCACGUCGCUGGAGCUGACUGGACUGGGAAUGGGUAUAAAUGGUAAUGGGGAGACACUUAAGACUAUGUACAUGGAGCUCAAGUUCGAUGUUCUGACGUACAAGCGCGAGGGGUGCGUCGCCGACGUCUGCACUCCCCUCCCCAACCACCAUCAGCCCUACCUGGCCUUCAAGCUGAAGACUUCCUAACUGCCUUCUCUGUCUCUCGGCUGCAUGACGUGGCGCGCAUGAAGGUGUCCGUGUGUGUGCAUGUGAGGAUCUGUGACGAGGCAAUGCCGCCUCAAGAGGAACGCAGCUGUACGGCGGAGAGGAGGGGGUUCCACGUAGUGCGUGAUGUUUGUUGAAGGUGGUGUGUGUGUGUGCACAAGUGUGUGUGAAUCGUCUGUGCUGUCUACGAAUGCGUUUGUGUCUCGAGAAAGAACGCAGAUGUCUAUGCCGUUCGCGCAGAGACACCAGACACGCAGAGACAGAUUUGCAGCUAUGUGUGCGUGAGUGACACACGCGUUCAUCGCAUCGUGUUAUCCUUGCACUGCCUUCUCUCUCUCUCCCUCUCUCGCUCUCUGUGUGUGUGUGUGUGUGUGUGUGCGUGUGUGUGUCUUUGUGUGCACGUGUUGUGAGACAAUCGGGACAGGCGGACGUGACAGUCUCUUCGUUCUCGCGUGGGCGAACAUGUGUGUCUAAAGCUUGUUAAGUG